AUGCAGAGGACUCGAAUAACAAAGCCGAUUCAUCCAAUUGAUCAAUCUCGUGAUGUUAUUGAGCAAUCAUCACAAAAUCAACGAGGACAACAAGAACGAAGAAAACCGUUCGCAGUGAAGCAGGUCGAUGUAAAUUCAAAUAAAAGUUAUGCUUAUAUUUCUGAUCUUAUCAAUGUUCAAAGUUUACUCAAUAUUCGAGCAACGCAAUCUCGACAACGCAAACUUCACAAUACACCAUCAUUUGAAGAGCGUAUCAUAAUAAAUGUGUGUGGUGACCGUUAUGAAACUCAUCGUGAAACGCUUGAGCUUUAUCCUGAUAGUUUACUUGGAAAUCGAAAACGAUGCAAACAUUAUUAUGAUAAAACGCGUAAAGAGUAUUUUUUUGAUCGUAAUCGUUCUUGUUUUGAAGCCAUACUUUACUACUACCAAUCGCAUGGUCGACUAAGACGGCCGACUUAUGUUCCGAUUGAUGUUUUUCUUGAAGAAGUUACCUUUUUUCAAUUAGGGGAAGAAGCUCUGAAUCAAAUACGAAAAGCUGAAAACAUAAAAGAGGUGAAAAAAGUGCGUCUACCCAAAAAUAAUUGCCGAACACAUUUAUGGGCAACCAUGGAAUAUCCUGAUUAUUCAAUUAUGGCUGAAAUUGUCAGUGGUCUAUCUUUACUUAUGAUUUUGAUAUCAACUAUUACUCUUGCUGUUGAAUCAUUACCACAAUACGCAGAUUUAGACACAAUCACAUGUGACAAUAUUACAAUGGGCCAUUCAAAUAAUAGCAAUGAAACACUUGCAAAUGAUUAUAAAUACCUGUGCUCUAAUUAUUUUGCGACACCAUUUUUUAUUAUUCAAACGAUAUGCGUUGGAUUUUUUACAUUAGAACUUAUUCUUCGCAUAGUCAGCGCACUAUCAUUUGCUAUUUUUGUUAAAAAUAUAAUGAAUUGGAUUGAUAUUGCGGCUGUCAUACCAUAUUAUAUUACACUUGGCAUUUAUUUAACUGAUUUACAAAGUCAAAUCGACACAACAACAUAUCUCGGCCUCCGCCUUCUACGUAUUCUUCGGUUUGCACGUGUUCUUAAAUUUUAUCGUAUAUUUAAACGUGUUAAAUCAUUGCGUGCUCUUGGAUCAACAAUUCGCGAAACAUUACCGGACUUUUUUAUUAUGAUUAAUAUUUUAACAUUAUUAAGUUUUAUUUUUGGUGCCGCUGCUUAUUUUGCUGAAAGUAGUGCAAAUUCUUCAGCAUUUGAUUCUAUACUCAAAGCAACUUACUGGGGUAUAAUUACAAUUGCAAGUGUGGGAUACGGUGAUAUAGUACCUGUUACACCAGCUGGUCGAAUCAUAGCAUGUUUAUGUAGUUUAUGUGGUGCUACAACAAUCGGUAUGCUUGUAUCAAUUCUUGUCGAUCGGUAUCAACGUGUUUUUGCUCGAAAAUUAUACAAAAAUGAUGAAGCCAUUGAUUUUUACGACUAUUCUGACGAUGAAAACAACGAAACAGAAUCUGGACGCGGUUCAAUGCUAUUCCAUCGGCAUAGUCACGCAAAAGAGAUUGAAGAUCGUGAUAAAAAGAAUAAAUUUAAUUUACCUUUGAAUAAAGAUGCAAUGAAUAGAAGACUCACAACGGACAUUUCAGAAACGCUGGAUACCGAAGAUAUCAAUGAAAAUUCAAUGAGUCGACGCAAUAGUGCGGUUCAUUUUAUUAUUGACUAUGUUGAUAGUGAACAACAUGACAAAUCCCGUGAUUUAAUAGACACAAUAAGUACUGCUGUUGCGAAAAAGAAAACUGCUGGUGAAAAUAUUGAAUUAAGUAUUCUCUCUGAUGAAAGACAGCAAUUAAAUCCAUACGACGUUAAAUGUCAUAUUUCCUUAUCUUCCGAAGAAGAAACAGACGAUGAUGACGAUGAAGAACUCACAGAAAUUGAUAGGAGACAUGGAAAUAAAGGCGUACUUAAAAAAUUCUAG
This is a messenger RNA of Rotaria socialis, 1950 nucleotides long. NCBI's taxonomy places the organism in Eukaryota, Metazoa, Rotifera, Eurotatoria, Philodinida, Philodinidae. The record is from the annotation of a GenBank genome assembly.